CUAGUCGAAUCUUGCAUAUCGAUCGGUAAUUGCUGUGGAUCUGUGUUUGCCGGUCGACCGGCUAUGGCGUACCACGGAGAACCCCCUGCUGCUCUCCGAAGCAUCCCGGAUGACCUGAUCCCCGAGGUCCUGCUCCGCCUGCCAGCCCCAGCCGUCCAUCGUUCCCGCGCUGUGUGCAAGCUGUGGCGCAGCCUCAUCGACGACGACCGCUUCCUUGGUGCCCACCGCCGACAUCGCCCGGCCAUGCCCCUCUUCUACCUCCACCGCGAUGACAGCACGGCACCCGCGGAACUGAACCCGCCCAACUUACGCGUCCGUCUGGAAGCCAUCGACCUCCGCCCCCGCGCGACCCAGACGCUCAUCCGCUUCGCCGUCGCCCAGGAGCACAGGCACAUCGUCAGGUCCGCCCGGGGCGGGCGGCUGCAGCGGCGCCACGCCGUCCGAGCGGAUCAGAUCGAGGAGCCCAGCGGGUUCGACGUCCACGGCUCCUGCGACGGCGUCCUCCUCGUCUCCCACGGAUGGACCCUGUUCGCCUAUAAUCCCGCCGCGCGCCGCUGGGCCCAGCUCCCCGACAACGGCAGCCCCAUCGUCGGCUUCUACGCGCAUCGCCCUACGGGCACCUUCCGUGUGCUGCUGUCCCACGGGCGCUGUCGUGAAGAGCACUGGGUCCUGACCAUAUGCCGCCAGAUGACCCAGCGGCGCAUCCCAGGCACCGACGAGUUCCUGUCGGACCAGAAUAGGCUCCGCCCCGCCUGCGAAUCCCCACCGGCGCUCGUCUCGGGCUGCCUCCACUGGCUGCCGCAGAGCUUCCAGAGCAACAGAGACCUGCUGACGUUCGACACCGUGUCGGAGACGUUCCGAUGGAUGCGUCCUCCUCCCGCUGUAGAAGCGGACGGGCACGUGCAGGCGCUGCUCGAGCUCGACGGGAUGCUCGCCAUGACCGUGACGCGCGCCGGGGACCUGGCGCAGCUCUGGGUCAUGGGGGACUAUGGAGAGCAGGCCUGGUUCUGCAAGCUCCAAGUGUCGCUACCAGUGGAUCGCUUCGGCGGCGCCGUCCACCUGGGCGGCGUGGCCAUCGUGUCGCAGGAGGGAGACGUGCUGAUCCAGUGCGAGAACGGCUUGUUGCAGUGCGACUCCGUGGGGAGAGUGCACAAGCAUCACCAGCUUGAGCACCAUCGGGCUGUGGCCGUGCCACACAUGUUUAAGGAAAACAUCGUUCCGCAUCAUUGCCUGGAUGAUCAACAGCCCAGAGAAGGGUGGGAGGGUCGUCAGAUUCCACCUUUCUUCCGCGACAUGCGCGAUGGAUGCUACUACCCUACUCCAUGAAACUUUGCUGCUCGUCAUCUAUCAAAUUUCUUCUCUUCGUUUUGGAGGAAUAUAUUCCGCAUUGCCCCUCU
Molecule: messenger RNA, 1397 nt
Organism: Lolium perenne
Lineage: Eukaryota; Viridiplantae; Streptophyta; Magnoliopsida; Poales; Poaceae
Product: F-box protein At3g07870-like
Molecular function (GO): protein binding
Source: RefSeq, a predicted model, not a curated record